GUUUCUGGCGUUUAUGUAACGCUACUCGUCGUCUAAGCGCAGAAACACACCAUAUAUAUGAUAUAACCGCAAAUGCGAGCUCAACCUAUAUAAACGCUACUCUCUCAUUUCCUUUCCCUCGCUACUUUUAAAACACAGUCUCUCUUGCUUGUCUCUUUAAUCUUUUCUCUCCUUUGUUUUUACUGCUGGACAUGGCUACUUUUGGUGCUGCAGCGGCUGCAAAUCCAAACCCCAACAAAUCUUUUGAGGUGGCGCAACCUCCUAGCGACUCAGUUUCGAGUCUCAGUUUCAGUCCCAAGGCCAACCACUUGAUUGCUACUUCUUGGGACAACCAGGUAAGAUGUUGGGAGAUUACGCGGAGUGGAACCACUGUAGCAAGUGUGCCCAAGGCAUCCAUAACACAUGACCAACCGGUUUUAUGCUCCGCCUGGAAAGAUGAUGGAACAACAGUAUUUUCUGGAGGUUGUGACAAGCAAGUGAAGAUGUGGCCUUUACUGUCUGGUGGUCAACCAGUGACUGUUGCAGCACAUGAUGCACCAAUCAAAGAGAUUGCAUGGAUUCCGGAGAUAAAUCUGUUGGCCACAGGAAGCUGGGAUAAGACCUUGAGGUACUGGGAUACAAGGCAACCAAAUCCAGUGCUCACGCAACAGCUUCCUGAACGCUGCUAUGCUAUGACCGUGCGACAUCCUUUGAUGGUUGUUGGUACUGCGGAUAGAAAUCUUAUAGUCUUUAACCUGCAACAACCUCAGAAUGAGUUCAAGAGAAUUGUUUCUCCCCUGAAGUAUCAGACAAGAUGUGUUGCAGCCUUUCCUGAUCAGCAAGGUUUCCUGGUGGCUGCAAUCGAGGGUAAAGGGUUUGGUGUACAUCAAUCUAAUGAUGCAAGCAAGUCCAAGAACUUCACUUUUAAAUGCCAUAGAGGCAAUGAAAUAUACUCGGUCAACUCCUUAAAUCUUCAUCCGGUGCAUCAUACGUUUGCAACCGCAGGGUCUGAUGGUGCUUUUAAUUUUUGGGACAAGGAUAGCAAACAAAGACUUAAGGCGAUGACUCGGUGCCCUCUUCCUAUACCCUGCAGCACUUUCAACAAUGAUGGCUCAAUAUUUGCAUAUUCGGUGUGUUAUGACUGGAGCAAGGGUGCAGAAAAUCACAACCCGCAAACAGCAAAGACCUACAUCUAUCUGCAUUUACCACAGGAAUCUGAGGUUAAGGGCAAGCCACGUGUUGGAGCAAGUGGUAGAAAGUAAAGCUGCAUAUCAUCAGAAGUAAAUUGCCAGUUUUUUACCUGAAGCAUUUUCUUUUAACCUCUUCCCAUUGUCAAUACCUGGUUUUUGACGUAGAUUGUUCUUCAGAGUACAGGAGUCUCUGCUAGUGAGAUAGGUUGCUCAUAUAGAUUGUAAUUGCAUGUUUUUCCUACGUAGUUUUCAGAUCCCAAUACUCAAUUCACUGUUUUGAUGGUUUAACAUAGCGUGACAGUUUGCUACUCAGCACCACAUGUAUGUUUGAGUUUUUUGUAGUAGUUACUGGUUAGGGUUUGAUCUGCCCCUUGGCAAAGUUCCAAGGUUUCGUUCUCAGUUGUUGUUGCAAUUCCAAUUCCUUAUACAAGAUUCCAUAUAAUGAUUUCAACUCA
This is a messenger RNA of Jatropha curcas, 1624 nucleotides long. Lineage: Eukaryota; Viridiplantae; Streptophyta; Magnoliopsida; Malpighiales; Euphorbiaceae. The record is from RefSeq and is a predicted model, not a curated record.